AUGACAGGCAGAGGGAGAACACGCAAGGCUGCGACUCCUACAACCGAUAGUGCCAAGGGCAAAACCAUAAGUGGAGAAUAUGCAGAGAACGGCUUUGGAGAAGAGAAGCAGAGUUCUACAACCACGGAACAGAAAGCAAAGGGAAGGGACCGGAAAACACCAAACAGCACGAAUGAGAAGUCAUCGGAGCAGAGCAGUCAAAAGAAAAGGACAAACAACUUCACAGAGGAGAGGACAGACGACACAAAGGCUCCUUCACGAGGUGCAGGAGCCAGAACCGGAGCUGGAAAAUCCAAAGAGAAAUCUGAGGUGCAGCUAACGAAACCACAACCUGAGACAACAAAGGGCACAACACAACACUCUGCAGCGGCUACAAAACCAAAGAAACGUCCCGGCACAGCCAAAGCAGAGGAGGAGGAGACAAAGACAACACAGCCAGAGGACACCACCAAGACUUCUGUAAAGACCAGGGCUGCAGUGGACUCUCUUCUCUCCACAACUCUGGGGAAAUUGAAGAUUAAGAAGAUAGACAAAUCAAACACAGCAAAAGUCGUCAAUAAAUUGAUAGACCACAUAAUCAAGCAUUUAAAGGAGAAGACUAACUGCUUCACAACAGCAGAGGCACUACGCACUGGAAGUUACUAUGAGAAUGUAAAAAUUUCUAAACCUGAUGAAUUCGACGUCAUGCUGUCCAUCGAUGUUGACCGGGUGGACAUUAAACCGUUUGGAGAUAACGGAGCCUUCUACAGUGUGGCUUUAAAACGUGGCAAUAACCCGCUGAAGAAAUUUCAGGAAGACGACCUUUUAUCCGCCAGUGAAAUGUUGACAGAGUUCAGGGACGAGGUGAAGAAGUGCGUCAAGGCUUUUCCAGACUGGGAGGUGACAAGGAAGAAACCUGGCUGUCCUGCAGUUACUAUGACGACUACAGUUCAGUCUGUGCUCGUCUCCCUGGAUGUUGUUCUCAGCAUCAAGGUCCGAACAAGCUGGCCAGCUUUCACCCAGCAGGGCUUUCAGAUCCAGGGCUGGCUGGGGACGAAGGUGAUGAAGGAAUACAAGGGAAAGCCAUAUUAUCUUGUCCCAAAAUACGAAGGCAGGGGAGCAGUGGAGCGUGACGGCGUUUCAGCUAAAGAUGCUUGGCGGGUUUCAUUCUCUCAUGUUGAGAAGGACAUUCUGUUGAAGCACGGCUCAAUGAAGACGUGCUGUGAAAGAGAAGGCCAACGCUGCUGCAGGAAGGACUGUUUGAAGCUCCUGAAACACCUUCUCGGUCUGCUGAAAGAGAAAGAAGCUUCAUUUGUGAAGUUCUACUCCUACCAGGCCAAGACCACCCUGCUCCACGCCUGCAGCUCCAGAGGGAAAGACAGUGACUGGAGCGCCUCCUGUCUGAGCCGCUGCUUCCUGCAGCUGCUGGAGGACUUUAUAGGACAUCUGAAGAAAUGUGUUCUCCCCAACUUCUUCAUCCCAGAUCAGAACCUCCUCUUCGGCAUUGACAAGAAGAAGUGCCUUCUCCUGGCUCGUUGUAUCGAGGAGCAACGUGACAAUGACUUUCCUAUUUUCACUUGUUGGCUUCAGAAUGAGGAGUAGCUUGAUUGAGACUAAUCUGACCUUUACGUUGAUAUUUAUGUUGCAAAAGGUGCCUUAAAAAUAAAGAUUUUAUUAUUACUACAUGUAUUAUUGUGGACUUUAAUUUUCUAUUAAAUUUGAUUAUUCUUCUGCUUUACAAUGAAACAAGGGAGUUGUUACCAGAUUGUGUUUUAGGUUAAUUGAAAGCAAAGUCUGC
Molecule: messenger RNA, 1777 nt
Organism: Limanda limanda (common dab)
Lineage: Eukaryota; Metazoa; Chordata; Actinopteri; Pleuronectiformes; Pleuronectidae
Product: cyclic GMP-AMP synthase-like
Exons: 5
Coding region: 1-1581 (526 amino acids)
Biological process (GO): paracrine signaling; positive regulation of defense response to virus by host; activation of innate immune response
Cellular component (GO): cytosol; site of double-strand break; nucleus
Molecular function (GO): double-stranded DNA binding; chromatin binding; 2',3'-cyclic GMP-AMP synthase activity
Source: RefSeq, a predicted model, not a curated record